This is a messenger RNA of Lates calcarifer (barramundi perch), 4558 nucleotides long. RefSeq names its product gamma-aminobutyric acid receptor subunit alpha-2. The transcript is spliced from 10 exons. Gene Ontology annotation, biological process: signal transduction; chloride transport; synaptic transmission, GABAergic. Gene Ontology annotation, molecular function: inhibitory extracellular ligand-gated monoatomic ion channel activity; GABA-A receptor activity; transmitter-gated monoatomic ion channel activity involved in regulation of postsynaptic membrane potential. Gene Ontology annotation, cellular component: synapse; GABA-A receptor complex; dendrite membrane. Lineage: Eukaryota; Metazoa; Chordata; Actinopteri; Centropomidae. The record is from RefSeq and is a predicted model, not a curated record. The coding region runs from base 442 to 1809 and encodes 455 amino acids.
CUUUGUAGUUUUGUGUGGAGAUGAGGGAGACUGAGAUGUGCUUCUUGCUUAUCACGAUUCACAUCGAGCUUCUGUACAAGCUGAGGAGGAUGCUGAACAGGGCAAUUUGAAGCCAGGAUCAGCUCCUAUAACUGCUUGUUUUUAUUUUUAUUUUUAUUUUAUUUUUUAAUUUCAUUUCUCUUCAUCUCAUUGUCACUAUUUUUUUUAUAUUCCUCAAAUUAAAUUUCGAGACAUCAUGAAAGCCAAUGCAUUUCGGGUGCAUUCCUGCUGCUGGCUGGGACUAUGAUUUAUCAAUGCUCGCAGCUUUGUUCUCAUGACAGACUUGCACACAUUCAGUCUCAUCAGAACAGGAGAGAGCGGUGAAUUGUCCUUAACUUUCUUGCAUCUUCGACGAUUCCAGCUGCAGCAGGUACUUUCUACACUUAAGGUGUUGAAGCAGCCAUGUGGAGCAGAGAGAGCGCUUCUCUACUUCUCAUCUGCCUUCUGGCGCUCACAGCUCUCUGGAAAACCAGAUCAGUGAAUGCCGAUGCCACAUCCGAUGCCUUUAAAACCAACAUCACCCUGUUCACACGGAUCCUGGACAGACUGCUGGAUGGAUAUGACAACCGUCUACGGCCUGGUCUUGGGGACAGGGUAACUGAGGUGAAGACAAACAUCUACGUCACCAGCUUUGGACCAGUUUCAGACACAGACAUGGAGUAUACCAUAGAUGUUUUUUUCCGGCAAAGCUGGAAGGAUGAGAGGUUGAAAUUUCAUGGACCAAUGAAUAUUUUGCCUCUCAACAACCUGAUGGCGAGUAAGAUCUGGACUCCAGACACCUUCUUCCACAAUGGGAAAAAGUCUGUGGCCCAUAACAUGACCAUGCCUAAUAAACUGUUGAGGAUCAAAGAUGAUGGGACGCUGCUGUACACCAUGAGGUUAACUGUGCAUGCAGAGUGCCCAAUGCAUCUGGAGGAUUUCCCCAUGGACUUUCAUUCCUGUCCACUAAAAUUUGGCAGCUAUGCCUACACAAUCUCAGAAGUGACUUAUGCUUGGACUCUAAAUGCCUCUGAUUCUGUGGUGGUGGAAGGAGAAAGCUCCCGUCUGAACCAGUACGAUCUGCUCGGACAAACGGUCGGACAAGAAACUAUCAAGUCGAGCACCGGUGAAUACACAGUGAUGACAGCUCAUUUCCAUCUGAAGAGGAAGAUUGGCUACUUUGUCAUCCAGACGUACCUCCCAUGCAUCAUGACUGUCAUUCUUUCCCAAGUGUCUUUCUGGUUGAACAGAGAAUCAGUGCCAGCUAGGACUGUGUUUGGUGUCACCACUGUUCUCACGAUGACAACACUGAGUAUAAGUGCAAGGAACUCCCUUCCCAAGGUUGCUUAUGCCACUGCCAUGGACUGGUUCAUCGCUGUCUGCUAUGCCUUCGUCUUCUCUGCUUUGAUUGAGUUUGCCACUGUCAAUUACUUCACAAAGCGCGGCUGGGCUUGGGAUGGAAAGAGUGUUGUGAAUGACAAGAAAAAAGAGAGGGCAUCUGUUGUCAAGAAGAAUAAUGCCUACGCUGUAGCAGUGGCUAACUAUGCGCCUAACAUUACCAAGGACUCCAGCACACUUCCAACCAUCGCCAAAGGUGGUGCUGCAGAUCCCAACAAGCCCAAAGCAGAUGGCAAAGUGCAAGACAGCAAGAAGACAUUCAACAGCGUUAGCAAAAUUGACAGGAUGUCAAGGAUUUUGUUUCCAGUUCUCUUUGGCACCUUCAACCUUGUCUACUGGGCCACCUACUUAAACAGAGAACCCGUUAUAAAGGAUAUGGUCCCAUCUAAUUAGAGACCACUUUUAAUGGGUUCUUGUCUGGGGACUAAGAGACGAACCAAAUACCUCCAGCAACUGUGUAUACAUACCUUUGCAGAGUGAAGUCCUGGAUUGCAGUGUGAUCCUCUAUCUCGGCCUGUUUUCUACACCGUCUGCAGCACUUUUGAGAAGCCUGGCUUUUGUAAAUGUGUAUGUAUAUUUAUAUUCAUGGUUCCAUGGUGACAUAUUGUGUGAUUACUUCGAUUAGAGUGCAUAUUUCCUUGAAAGUAUGUUUUCCAGUUACAGUAUGUGGCCAUUGUACAUACAAAUCAAAUGAAGAGUAAACACAUUAACAUUAACACAUACAUUUUUAUUUAAGAUUACUUCUAAAUGUGUUGAGUUUUGCUGGUAAUGCCCACUAUCUUGAUAUUACAGUAUAUAUUUUUCUUUUGAGUGAAAGGGACUGCUUAUAUCAUAAUUAUUUCUGUCCUUGCCAUCUAAGAGUGGCUUUUUUCUGUCCAAGCCAAUGCAAAAACACACUUGUAUAAUAUUGUUACAGUGUAAAAGUUGUUUUAUUAUCUGUGACUACAGUUAUGGGGCUGCAAUCGUACUCUGACCUCCAGAAUCACUGAAACACUCCAAACCAAAAGGCUGUAAAAAACAAAAACAAAAACAAAAACAAAAACAAAACAAAGAUGAACACAACAACAACAUAAACCAACAGAAGAAGCUACAGAAUUAGUGUGCUUGUGCUUGUGAUACAGUGUCGUACUGCCAGCAUCACUUUGUAGUGAUAUCAUUUGGAGUCACAGGAAAAUAUCAUAUUGAGAAGAAAAGAGAAACAAAAGAGGGACUCAGAUCAACAGAAAGCUGCACACAGUGUGUGCUGAGGUGUUAACAGCUAAAACUCAAGCCAUCAAGGUCAAAAAUGAAUGAUUGAUAUAUUUACAUGAAUUUUUAUUUGUGAUAUGUGGAAAAGACAAAACUUUGUAUGUUUUGUUUACACAUGUAUGCUGUCAAGUAUUGUUAGUGCUGGCAGUGUUUAAGAAAAAGUCAACUUGUAAUACUGAAAAGUAUGUAGGAGCACAGUAGUCUAGUUUGUAACUUAUUAACUGUAAUUUAUCAUUUAAACCUAAUAACUGAAUACGAUCAGAAACAUUUGACUAGACGAUAGGAGGAAAGUCCAUGAAGAGAGCAGAGGGACACCACACAAACCUGACUGAAUAUUGCCUUACAACACUUUUAGCUAACAUUAGCACAAAAUGCCUAUUUAUACAUCUAACAGACACAGAGUAACAUUAUCAUCCCAUUGAAGUUGUGUUUUUUGUCACAAAUAUAAGUCCAGGGGUCACUCUCCUUUUAGCUCUGUGUUGAUCUCCAGUAACUCCUGACAAUAAUAUCUAUCUGAAGUGUUACUUUCUUCACCAGCUACCUUACAUGCUGACUUUGUAACUCAGUUUGUCAGAGCAAAUUCAUUAAACAAUGAACUACAAGGGGCUAAAAAACAAUGUAGAGCUGCAGAGUUGGGGGAUAAGUUUCUGUGACCCCUUUCACCUUAGCAUAUGCAUUAAUUGGUGAGCAAAAAUGAUCAUUGCAGUAUUAACAGUAAAGGGAAAAGAAUCUGUUGCUAUAGCUACAAAGAAUUUAUGAGAUGACAGAAGAGGAGCAUGUUUCUUCACAAGCACACUAAUAAGUAUUGUUCACACUUUAUUAUAAUACAAUUUGAUCAUUUUUGUUUUAUUUAUUUAGGCAUUUAAGUGAGUUUCAAGUUAACAUCAUGUGAACUUAUUUCAAAUGUGUAUAUCACAGCUUUUUAUUGGCUUACCACCAGUGGUAAUAACUCUGGAGGACAGUGUGGAUUUGUUGGUGUUGAGUAGAGCACUGUGGCAGUCCUAAACAGCAUGUUGGCCAUUAUCAUUUUUUGCUCAUUAUUCAUAGCCAGUGUCUGGUUAUUUCCAACACAUUUCAUGAUCCCACCAGCUGUUUUGAAAUAAUUACAGAUUUGAAAGGGAUAGGAUUGUAAACAUAAACCUGUUUUGUGCCAGUGUGAACCUCAGUGAAUCAUAUGUGGAAGUUCUUUUAAUAGUCACAUUUCUCUGCUGUUUCUCUGUGUAAUUGGUCUGAAGUGACAGGAUACAGGCAGGAUUUGGGAGUAAAUUAAUAUUUUUUAUCAUGAAAUGAUCAUAGAUUUGUCAUUUCAUCUCAUAUUCUUAUGCUGUACACACUAAAACUUUGGACUGACUCAAAAGCCAUAUACAGUCAUCAGCAAAAAAAUAACAGGGACAACCAAUGAUUGUACUUUUUGAGGAUGAGUGGGAACAAAAAUCAUCAUACCAUUUAGUUGGUUAAAUAUCCCCCAAAACAUAUGAGACAAAGCAAAAAAGCAUUGUAUAAACCUGUUUUGUAGAAGAUGCUCUUUCACAAUCUCGGCCAUGUUCACUGUAUAUUGAUAAGACAAAUCAUGUUCAGCCCCAUAUCAGUAGCCAUGUACGGGACUCUACUGUGUAACCUUUUUCUCAUAAAGUGAUAUGAUUUUGCUUCACAUCAGUAUUUCAACUUAAUUUAACUUAAUUUGACUGUUGAAACAAAUUUUGCAUGAAGAUGAAAUCUAGGAUUUAGAUUUAUUUUUUACAGAUUAUGUUGUGGGAUAUACUUAUUUUUAAUUCAGUUUUUCUUCAACAUCCUGAUAGAAUCUUAAACAUUCCAGAUAAAAUGAUUGUUCACGAGGUGGAUGCUUGAUUCAGUGCACAGUUUCUAAUAAAACACAUAUCAUUUCAAUUCUUUA